Messenger RNA from Hippocampus comes (tiger tail seahorse), 3244 nucleotides. It is a transcript of the gene micall2a, whose product is annotated as mical-like 2a. The record is from RefSeq and is a predicted model, not a curated record. Lineage: Eukaryota; Metazoa; Chordata; Actinopteri; Syngnathiformes; Syngnathidae. Gene Ontology annotation, molecular function: protein binding. Bases 164 to 2239 code for a protein of 691 amino acids. The transcript is spliced from 17 exons.
CGCGUCAUUUAGCGCAGAAACCCAAGCCAAUGGCUCACUCGCCAACCAACAGGACGCAGCUGCGCCUCCCUACCCCGCUUCCACUCCCCCCUCUACCUGAUAUUUUUACACCUCUUUCCUACUUCGCUCACUGGUUCCAAACGUUAGCGAGCUCUUUGGGAGCAUGUCUGCCAUCCAGGCUCUGGAGCAGUGGUGCCGGUCUCAGUGUGACGGCUACCGGGACGUGAACAUCACAAACAUGACUACGUCGUUCCGGAGCGGACUGGCCUUCUGCGCGCUCAUCCACAAACACAGACCCGACCUCAUAGAUUACGACUCUCUCCGCGUGGAGGACGUGUUUGACAACAACAAGCUGGCUUUUCAGGUGGCCGAGGAGGAGUUGGGGAUUCCAGCUCUGUUAGACGCAGAGGACAUGGUGUCCUUAAGGAUCCCCGACAGACUCAGCAUUCUCACCUACGUCUCGCAGUAUUACAACUACUUCAAAGCACGACCACACAGAGUGAAACGUUCGGCGCAGAGCUCCAAGGAGUCCCCGUCAGAGAAGAAAAAUCUCCCACUGGAUCCCAAAGCCUCGCCAACCAAAACCGCCAUCAAGAAUCAGGCUCCUCCCCCUGUUCCCGGCCGGACAUCUCCCAAGUUGGUCAAAGCUGCCGCUCAGAAUCUGGACACCAGCAAAAGUGGAUCCCUCAACAGCAAAUGUGUGGCUUGCAAGAGUCACGUUCACCUGGUCCAACGACACUUUGUGGACGGCAAGCUCUUUCACAGGAGCUGUUUCAUAUGUUGCGAGUGUUCGGGUACGCUCCACGCGGGAGGCUACAAACCCGGAAAGAAUCCCGACACUUUUGUUUGCCGCGUACACCCCGACAAGACUCCCAACCCUCCCGCCGAGGCUUGGCUCAAGCCGGCGUCCAGCUUGUUAGAAAGCGUCAUCAGCAUGCAACCGGCGGCGCCUUCUUCCAAACCCGUCCGUCUCGUCCCCCCGAUUCAGUGCUGGACCACCUCGGCACAGAAGACUCAAGCGGCGCGACAGAACUUUCUCCAAGCGGCGCCCCCGCCGGCGCCUCCGGCACUCCCGCAAUGGCCGCACAUGGAUGCGGGCAAAGCGGGGAAGAAAAUGGCCGAGCAAAACUGCAACAAUAACAACAAAUGUCUGUUUACGAUUCGCUCGGCAGAGAAACGCUUUGGAGCAGAGUCCAGUCCAGGUGAAAUUUCCACUCCGCCAAAAGUCGACUGCAGUAAAAGCCCAGCGAGAAAUUCUCACCCUGAAGUGAUCAAAUGUAGCACCACGAGGUCGACGGCUCCCAUAGAUCCUCCCAAGCCGAAAUGUGUGGAAACCCGAUCAGAGCCGCUAAGUCUUCUUCCGUUGCACAGAAGAGCCGCAGAAUCUGCCAGAAAAGAACAUCAGCAUGAUUUCACGUCCACGGCGUUCUCCGGCGUCCCGACCGGUACCUCGAAGACUCCCCCCGCGACUCCAGUGACUCUACCACCUCCUCAUCCUGUUUUUUUUUCACCAGCAGGCUACGUGCAUCUUGCCGAUCCUCCCAGGAGGCGCUCGCCUGUUAAAUCCUCCUCCAGAUGGCAAGCCGCGGAGUCCAUUAGCUCGCCGACCUCCAAAGGAGACGUCCCAUCAGGCGCUAAAAAGGGAACGUAUUUGUCGCCCACCAACGCCUCCGGCGCUGAAAUGAGGUCACCCUCCCGCACGUCUUAUCACAUCCCGGCGGAGCGGAUUGAGAGCGAGCUGGACGACAUCGAGACGAACCUGGCGCUGCUGGAGAAGGAAGGGGUGGAGCUGGAGAGGAAGCUUCGCCGCUGCGAGGAAGAGGGCGAUGGCGACCUCCUGAUGGACCCGCUGAUGGUCGACUGGUUCAAACUCAUCCGAAAGAAACAAAUGUUCAUCAGGAAAGAGUCGGAACUUGUCUACACAGCGAGGACUGAGGAGCUGGAGCGGCAGCAGCUGAACGUCGAGCGGGAACUCCGCAGGCUGCUGGAGAAGCCGGAUGGCGUCAAGUCGGCCGAGGAGCGAGUGCGCGAGAAGAUGCUGCUGCGCAAUCUGAUGGAGAUCGUGGACGGCAGGAACGCCAUCGUGGAGGUCCUGGAUGACGACCGCCUCAGGGAAUUGGUGGAGGACGAGCAACUGAACGCAAUGAUGGAAAAUUUCGGAGUAAAGAAAGGCAAACCUAAAAGGAAAUCCUCCAUUUCAAAACUAUUUGGUCGAAGAAGUAAGCCACGGGUGGAAUAAUAUUCCAAAUGUUUGGAACAUCGAGGUCAUCGUGUGCAUAAAGCGGGAUACACACACAGAUUUUAACAUUUUAACCAAAUUCAUUGUCGCUGAAUUUGCUUUUAAGAUUGUGAAAAUUGAUUGAUUUAUAAUACGUUGUAGAGUAACAAUAUAACAAAUGAAUUCAUUCAUUUUCAAUCUCAGAUGGCCACCGAGCGUCACAUGACCACAGCUCAGAAAAUAGUAGCGGACUUGCCGUGUUUGCUGCAAUAACAACUACAGGUUAAUGUGAUCGUUUCUGGCACAAAACCAACAAAUCGUCAACCCACAAUUAUGCUUGUUAUCACAGGUAGAUAUGCUAGCAGUUAUGCUAGGUAUCGCAGCCUACUUUUGGGGUUGAUGACAUAAUGGUGUCAUGUCAGAAACAAUGUCACCAACUCAUAGUUCAGCUAGUUAUGCUAGCUCUGACUGCUUGUUCUGCCAGCAGCUAUGCUAGUAUUUGUGGCCUAGCUAUGGGCUGAUGAUAUGAUAUGGUCUCAUGUCAGACAAUCAGGUAGUUUGUAGUUAUGCUAGCUAUUGAAGCUAGUUAUGCCAGCAGUUAUGCUAACUAUCGCAGCGAAUUAUUCCCGCAACUACGGCUUGAUGGUUACGUGUCAGAAGCCAUCAUGUUCAGUAUUCUUGCAAAAAAUAUGUUGCUGUUGAAUUCCACUUUCGCACUUGUUGCCUCUGACUGAUUUCCAAGUAUGUAGGGGAGGAAAAAUCACUCUCACCACACCGCAAGAUAAUCGCUCAGGAUAAUUAUUCCGAGACAUUCCACAAUCGUGCCUUUUCUGACUUUGAUUGGAAGUGUCAAAAAAAAAAAAGCUAAAAUUAGCCCCGAUGACUGGCAUGUGUGGGUUUGGAUUACUGCGACAAUGCAGCAUGAACAAUUUUGUAAAAACUUUGACAUCGGCUGAGGUCUGGACUCCCUUGGUGCUCUUGUUUGUCUUCUUUUUUUGACUGCAAUGUAAAAGACAUCCAAUUUUG